CGCCCUCGGUCACAGGGAGGCGGCAACCGCUUCUCCCGAGCUCUUCCCGGCUGGCGGGGCUGCUGCAGCUCGCUUCGGUGCCGACCAUGGGGGACCCGAGCAAGCAGGACAUCCUGAGCAUCUUCAAGCGCCUCCGCUCGGUGCCCACUAACAAGAUGUGCUUUGACUGUGGAACCAAAAAUCCCAGCUGGGCGAGCAUAACCUACGGAGUGUUUCUUUGCAUCGAUUGCUCGGGGUCACACCGGUCACUUGGUGUCCAUUUGAGUUUCAUUCGAUCUACGGAACUGGACUCUAACUGGUCUUGGUUUCAACUGCGCUGCAUGCAAGUUGGAGGAAAUGCCAACGCUUCUUCCUUUUUCCACCAACACGGCUGUGCCACCAAUGACACCAAUGCCAAAUACAACAGUCGCGCAGCUCAGCUCUACAGGGAGAAAGUCAAGUCCCUGGCCUCCCAGGCCACUCGGAAGCACGGCACAGAUCUGUGGCUGGAUAGCUGUGUAGUUCCGCCUGCGUCCCCUCCUCCAAAGGAGGAGGAUUUUUUUGCCUCUCAUGUCUCUGCUGAGGUGAGUCGCACAGGGCGGGUGUCCACACAGCCAGAACCAUCCCCUUUAAUGCCACAGGCCGUGGAAACCACUCCAGAGAAAAACAAAGAUGGACCAGAACAAGGACCUAGUGUGGAAGGCCUGAACAUGCCAGGGAAGGCAGUUGUAGAGGUUUCAUCCAUUAUAAAAAAGAAACCAAAUCAAGCUAAAAAAGGACUUGGUGCCAAAAAAGGAAGCUUGGGCGCCCAGAAACUGACGAAUGCGUGCUUCACUGAAAUCGAAAAGCAAGCUCAUGCGGUGGACAAGAGAAAGGAGCAGGAAGACAUGCUGGCUAGAGCAGCGCCUGAAGAGGACUCCAUCAGAGUCUCAUCAUUACGACUAGCCUAUAAGGAUCUUGAAAUUCAGAUGAAGAAAGAUGAAAAGCUGAAGCUGACUGGCCAAAAAAAAGUGGAAGCAGAGAGACUUGGCAUGGGGUUCGGAAGCUGCAGGAGUGGCAUCUCCCAUUCAGUGACUUCAGAUAUGCAGACCAUAGAGCAGGAGUCUCCCACCCUGGCCAAACCGAGGAAGAAGUACCAUGAGGACGACGAGUCCUACUUCAUGUCCAGCUCAAGGUUCUUUGAGGACGCAAUGGAGUUAAGAGGCAGUAGUUCCUUUUCUAGCUGGGACGACAGUUCAGAUUCCUACUGGAAGAAGGAGGGCGACAGAGAUGCAGAAGCAGCCGUGAGAAGCACCGGCUCUUCAGACAGACCCAGUACCCGCCGGAAGCCAGACUACGAGCCUGCUGACAACACAGACGAGGCCCAGAAGAAGUUCGGCAACGCCAAGGCCAUUUCCUCAGACAUGUACUUUGGAAGACAAGACCAGGCCGAUUUUGAGGCCCGGGCCCGGCUGGAGAGGCUCUCGGCCAGCUCCUCCAUAAGUUCCGCAGACCUGUUCGACGAGCAGAGGAAGCAGACUGCCGGAAACUACAACUUCUCGAAUGUGCUGCCCAAUGCCCCUGACAUGGCCCAGUUCAAGCAGGGUGUACGGUCUGUCGCUGGAAAACUGUCCGUCUUCGCUAAUGGAGUCAUGUCUUCCAUUCAGGAUCGCUACGGCUCUUAAUCCUGAUUUCAUGCGGUGCCUGUCCUGGCAGAACCCUACUUCUGUGACUGGGACCACAUCAGACCAGGCUGCAGCGCUGACUCCUCUGUUCACUGUCCACAUCAUGUCUGCACACUUCUGAUUUUUACAUUUCCUUUGAGAAACUCCUGUAUCCUGACUAGUGGAAGCUUCACUGUGGUUUCUGUUGUAGCUUAGCUCCUGUACACCCUCCCGUGGUCAUACCCAAGCAUAGCCUUGCUGUAGAUUUUUGGACUCUUUAGUUCUAACAGCUAUGGACCCAGAGACACCGACCUGCCCCUCCCACUGUGGAGCGGGGCUGGGGGGGUCUCCCUGGGCCAUGAGCCAGGGCUGCCAGAGGGAUAAGAGGCUAGAAACAUCUCCCCAAGUUCACAGCCCACGUGUGUCAUUGAGAAGAAGCGCACAAUGAAAACAAGACCAAAACUGGCCAGCGUCUAAUCGGACAGGUAGCCUUGUUGGCAUUUCCACACUCCGAGGAGACCCUAUCCCUCGAAAGUGACUCUGUGCUCCAUGGAUUUAAAUACCUGCAAUGGGCUCUUGUAACGAGCCCAUGCUUCUACAAUGCCAAGGUGUGCUAUUUGAACUUGUGAGGAAAGCACGCGAGAACUCCCUAAGUGUGCUUACCAUGGAUGAAGAGUUAAACCAUGAAGGAGGAAGACACGGCUCAGAGAGCAGCUCAGUGAUGGGAACAGUGAUUGUGAUUGGGUAGCUUUUUAUCUUGACCUUGAGACUCCAAAAGUUACGAGAUGUAUGUAAAUCAAUAAAAAUAAUUUGGCUGUGUUUUAGACAGCACUGGAAUAUAUUGUUCAACACAGUGAAAUAUAUUUGAAAUUUGAUGAACCAAAAAUGUAAUUUCAGAUGAAUAUUUUGUGAAUCUUUCUUAAAAGCUCAAAUUUGUAGACUUCUAAAUAUAACAGACCAUCACAGCA
This is a messenger RNA of Jaculus jaculus (lesser Egyptian jerboa), 2590 nucleotides long. It is a transcript of the gene Arfgap3, whose product is annotated as ADP ribosylation factor GTPase activating protein 3. The transcript has 16 exons. The coding region runs from base 87 to 1643 and encodes 518 amino acids. Gene Ontology annotation, biological process: COPI coating of Golgi vesicle. NCBI's taxonomy places the organism in Eukaryota, Metazoa, Chordata, Mammalia, Rodentia, Dipodidae. Gene Ontology annotation, molecular function: GTPase activator activity. The record is from RefSeq and is a predicted model, not a curated record.